Messenger RNA from Rotaria sp. Silwood2, 4740 nucleotides. The record is from the annotation of a GenBank genome assembly. NCBI's taxonomy places the organism in Eukaryota, Metazoa, Rotifera, Eurotatoria, Philodinida, Philodinidae.
AUGCUAUCUGAAUAUUGCCGUAGUUUGCUAGCAGAAAGACCAUUAGAUAAACAACAGCAUACGUUAUUGAAUCUACCUGAAUUAGUAGAGCAAGAGGAAUCAUCGAAAUAUCAACCUUUUCCCAUUACAGAAAUGCAACGAGCUUAUUUAGUUGGAAGAAGUGGACAUAUUCAACUUGGUAAUGUUUCCUGCUUCUACUACCAGGAAUAUGACUGUCCACCAGAAUUCGAUAUUAAACGAUUGGAACAAGCAAUGAAUCAGCUGAUUCAGCGUCAUGAAGCGUUACGCAUAGUCUUUCCAUCUGAAACAAAACAAAAGAUUUUAAGUGAUGUCCCUUAUUAUAUCAUAGACGUCUUUGAUACGGAUGAUAAUAUAUCUUUAGAGAAACAACUCGUUGAAAGACGUGUACAGCUGUCUCAUCAAAUACUUGCCGCAGAUCAUUGGCCACUUUUUGAUAUUCAGCUAACUCGCUUCAGCAUUAACAACAAAACUCGGCAUCGCUUACACAUUGGAUUCGAUUUCCUUAUCGUUGAUCUUUGGAGUCUACAUUUGAUUUUAUAUGAACUAGAUGAACUCUACUUUAACAAUAAUACUGCUUUAAAACCACUUAAUCUUUCAUAUCGAGACUAUAUAAUGGCUGAGCAACAAAUGAAAACUAUGCUUAAUCAUCAACAUGAUAAACAAUAUUGGAUCAAUCGCUUGGGAUCGUUUCCAGUAGGUCCUAAUCUGCCAUUACAAUGCUUGCCGAUCGAAUUACAGUCACAGCGAUUCUGUCGUUUGCAACAAACGUUAGAUAAGUCUAUAUGGAAAAAUUUGAAAAAAAUCAUGAGAAAACUUCGGGUGACGCCAAUUAGUUUUCUGGCGUCCGUUUAUGCCAUAGUAAUAGCUAAUUGGAGUGAAGACAAACACUUUUCUCUCAACCUACCGGUAAGCCAUCGAUUACCAAUGCAUGAGCAAGUUAAUCAAAUAGUAGGCGACUUCACAUCGGUGAUUCCACUUGAAUUCGAUUUGAAUCAACCAAUUAAUUUUUAUCAGUUUGUUGGCAUUGUUCAAAAACAGCUGUGGAGUGAUCUUGAACAUUUGUCUUAUAAUGGACUGUCAUUUAUUCGUCAAUUGAUGCAAACGAAAAAUACGAGAGAAACUCUCUUACCUGUUGUUUUCACAUGUGGAAUUGACAAUAGUGAUUCCAAUGAUAUGAAUAGAAAUAUUAAUAUUCUUUUCGAUCAGUAUGCAGUAUACGGUGUUUCCCAAACUCCUCAGAUCUUUCUUCAUCAUCAUGUAUAUGAGCAUGAUGGUCAAUUAAAAUUCUACUUGGAUCACAUCGAAACUUUAUUUCCAUCGAAUAUGCUGGAAGAUAUGCAGAAAACAUUUAAGGAUUUACUGACGAUGCUAGCAUGUUCAGAUGAGAUGUGGCAAAAGCCGAUCGUUCCUGUCUUACCAUAUGAACAACAAAAACGACGACGUCUUUUUCUAGAAACAGAAUGGAAAAUAAAUGAGGAUCAUAGAUUACUUCAUGCUAUGAUCGCUGCACAAGCUGAAAAAAGACCUGAUGAUUGGGCUGUUCUUUCCUCGCGUGGAAAUCUUACAUACAAAGAGCUAAUGAAUCAUGCUUAUACUCUAGCAUAUUAUUUACAACAACAAAGUGUGAAACCAAAUCAGUUGAUUGCGAUUUUAAUGCAAAAAGGUUGGGAGCAAAUUGUUGCUUGUUUAGCUAUUUUGUUAUCGGGUUCUGCCUACUUACCAUUGGAUAUUGAUGCGCCAAAUGAUAGAUUGUGCACAUUGAUCAAAGAAGCGGAUGCCAAAAUCGUUCUAACACAGUCUGAUUGUUUGUCAAUGUUUCCACAUUUCAACACUAUCUCAGUUGAUACAUUCAUUGGUAGUGUUUACCCAAUCCCAUUUCCCCUACAGCAACAAUUGUCGACUGAUUUGGCCUAUGUUAUCUUUACAUCAGGUUCAACUGGAAAACCAAAAGGUGUCAUGAUUAAUCAUCAAGCAGUCAUCAAUACAAUUCUUGACAUGAAUUCACGGCUGGAAGUUUCAGCUAAAGACAGAAUAUUUGCCUUGUCUCAUUUGAACUUUGAUCUUUCUGUUUUCGAUAUAUUCGGAGCAUUGAUUAGUGGUGGAGCUAUUGUCAUACCUGAUCAUCAACAUUAUAAGGAUCCAAAACAUUGGUAUGAAAUGAUGGUCACACAUCAAGUGACUAUUUGGAAUAGCGUUCCAAUGCUGAUGCAAAUGUUAGUCGAACAUUUGAAGGAAAACUAUCGUGAAAAUCAGUUGCGUCAUGUUCUCUUAAGUGGUGAUUGGAUACCGAUUUCAUUACCAAAAUCGAUAGCAAUGACAUUUGGUGACCAUGUGACAAUAACUAGUUUGGGUGGUGCUACUGAAGCAUCAAUUUGGUCAAUCAUCUAUCCAAUUCCUAAAGAAAUACCGAUUAGCUGGAAAUCCAUUCCAUAUGGAGUACCUCUGCGAAAUCAGCAGUAUUACGUAUACGAUACCAAUUUAAAUGAUUGUCCCGAAUGGGUAACUGGUGAGUUAUAUAUUGGAGGCAUUGGAUUAGCUGAUGGUUAUUGGAAAGAUUCUGUCAAGACUCAAACGAAUUUCAUUACUCAUCCCCGUACUCGUGAGCGUCUCUAUCGAACAGGUGAUUAUGGUCGAUUCCUACCGGCUGGAUAUAUUGAGUUCAUUGGACGAAAAGACUUUCAAGUGAAAUUACACGGACAUCGAAUCGAACUUGGAGAAAUUGAAUACCACCUCGAUCAACAUCCCGAUAUUCACCAAGCAAUGGUAACUGUUGAUAAGAAUUCUCAACGACUAAUAGCAUGUGUGAUGCCAGAAACGAACUCUACUGCGACAAACGAUUUGGUGGAAACUGAUAUUAUUAUCACUAAUUCUAUGGAGCACAACAAUUUUAAACUGGCUCAACAUGACACACAAUGCAACACAAGAGCAAGCAAACAUUUUUCUUUGACAAGACCCGAACAAACAGAAGCAUUAAUCAAUGCCUACUAUACACGAAAGAGUUACCGACAAUUCACGAGUGAAACCAUGGAAAAGUCUCAAAUCGAAUACCUUUUAAGAAAAUGUUGUUGUAGGAUGAAUGGGAGUAUAAACAUCAAACCAAUGUUAGAUUUCAAUAAUUUAAGUGAGUUUCUGUCAGUAUUAAUACCAAGCCCUAUCGGAGAUCAAACAGUACCAAAAUAUCGUUACGCAUCAGUUGGAAGUCUUUAUCCAGUUCAAGUUUAUGUUGAAGUAUUUUCAACAAUCAGUAAUAUUCUACCAGGUCUUUAUUAUCAUAAUCGAGACGAACAUAGUCUUGAAUUCAUCGAUAUCGUUUCCAACAAAUCUAACUUUGAUGUGUACUUACAUCUUGUCGGAAAAUCAUCAGUCAUUUCAUCUUUAUAUCAAAAAAAAGCCGGAGCUCAUUUUUGUAUAUUAGAAACAGGCUAUAUUGUAGGACUCUUGCAACAAGAAGCAUCACAAAGGGGAUGGAAACUAUCAAAUAUUACUGAUAAUGAUGGUAGAAUACAGCAACGUCUUAAUUUAAAAGACAAUGAUACGUGUCACAGUUUUUCAAUCAAGUAUGUUAAAGACCAAUCAUCUGCUGACAAUGACGGAGAAGAAAUAGAAUGUCCAAAUUGUUAUGUUUAUUUGAAAUCAUAUGAUAAUGAAAAAAACCAAUGGCUCACUUAUGACAAGAAAGAGGAAACCCUCACAACUCUUUGUAUAAAAUCUGACAAAGAGCAAGAACAAAUAUCACUUAUUUUUCCUGAUGAUGAUGACAGAAAAGUUAUUUUUCAUAAUUGUCAAGCUGCUAUAUUUUUUAUUGGUGAACCUCAACAUACUAUAAAUGUAGGAAUUAUGGCUCACUUAUUGAUGUGUGCCGGUGUAGAAAUCGAUGUUGGUGUGUGCCCAGUUGAUAGUCGGCAAAGGUUUCCAUCAAACAUUAAUGUUACAAUCGACGAAAUUCUUAAUUCUUAUUCAUCGAGUACAGACAGCCAACUAUUACAUAUACUGCUCGUUGGUAAAAUUGAUCAAGAACAAAAGUAUGGACGUACAAUUUCAAAAGUGAAAUUGAUGCCUAAUUACAGUCAAAAAAUAAAAGAAUACUUGAAUGAAAAGCUGCCAACAUAUAUGGUGCCAUCACUUUUUAUUAUCCUUCGUAAAUUGCCUUUAAGUGCAAAUGGUAAGGUGGAUAGAAAAGUCUUGACAGAUCCGAAUCUAUUACAUUCAAACUUUCAAGAUAACUAUGUGGCACCUAAUAAUGAAUUAGAAAAAACUUUAGCAGUCAUUUGGCAAAAACUUUUAGGUGUAUGUCAAGUAUCAUUUCAUGAGGGCUCUUUGCAACAGCCAUCGAAACAAAACUUGGCUCAUUCAGAGAUGUCAGUGGAUACUGAAUCAAAUGCAAUUAAUAAUCAAUGCAAAGAUGAAAAACUAGUUUCUUUCAAGAAAUCGACGGAAUCAAAUGGUUUAAGCAUCUCUACCAAUGCAAGCUUCUUUUCUAUCGGUGGUGAUUCAUUACUUCUCAUCAAACUCUAUCAACGAUAUCAAUCAAAGUUCGGCUUCGACGAUCAAGCGCUGAGCAUUGGACAAUUCUUGCACAAAGUUACAAUAGAGGAACAUGCAAAACUACUUCAAUCAAUCAAUCUGAACAACACAGUACCACAAGCGUGGCAAGCUCUUCAUAUCAGUGAAGGUAUUCAUCGUCUUCACAAGAUUAUUAUUGUAGUUUCUCUUGUUUAG